AUGGACCCCAACCCCAAACCUGCCGUUCCCCCCAAGAAGCGCCGCAUUGGCGUGCUCACUUCGGGUGGUGAUGCUCCCGGUAUGAACGGCGCCGUGCGGGCCGUUGUCCGUAUGGCCCUGCACUCGGAUUGCGAGGCCUACGCGGUCUACGAAGGAUACGAAGGCCUGGUCAACGGCGGCAACAUGAUCCGUCAGAUGCACUGGGAGGACGUCCGUGGCUGGCUGUCGCGCGGUGGUACGCUCAUCGGGUCCGCUCGUUGUAUGAGUUUCCGCGAGCGCGCCGGUCGUCUGCGCGCGGCCAAGAACAUGGUGCUCCGCGGAAUUGAUGCUCUCGUCGUCUGUGGUGGUGAUGGUAGUUUGACUGGUGCGGAUGUCUUCCGUGCCGAGUGGUCCGGUCUGUUGCAGGAGCUGGUGUCUGCUGGUGAAUUGACCGAAGAGCAGAUCAAGCCCUACUCCGUCCUCAACAUUGUCGGACUGGUAGGCUCCAUUGACAACGACAUGUCCGGGACGGAUGCCACCAUUGGCUGCUACUCAUCUUUGACUCGCAUUUGUGACGCCGUCGAUGAUGUGUUCGAUACCGCCUACUCUCACCAGCGAGGCUUCGUCAUUGAGGUGAUGGGCCGUCACUGUGGUUGGUUGGCGCUGAUGUCCGCCAUCAGCACCGGUGCCGAUUGGUUGUUCAUCCCCGAGAUUCCUCCUCGCGAUGGCUGGGAGGACGAUAUGUGCGCGAGCAUCACCAAGAACCGCAAGGAGCGUGGCAAGCGUCGCACCAUUGUCAUUGUGGCCGAAGGUGCUCAGGAUCGCCAGCUGAACAAGAUUUCUAGUUCGACCAUCAAGGACAUUCUCACACAACGAUUGGGCUUGGAUACCCGUACCACCGUCCUCGGACACACCCAGCGUGGUGGUGCGGCUUGCGCUUAUGACCGCUGGCUUUCUACCUUGCAAGGUGUGGAAGCCGUGCGUGCCGUCCUCGACAUGACUCCCACAUCGCCCUCCCCCGUUAUCACGAUCCGGGAGAACAAGAUUAUGCGUACUCCUUUGAUGGAGGCAGUUCAAGCUACCAAGGACGUCACUGCCAAGAUCCAUGCCAAGGACUUCCAGGCCGCCAUGACCCUUCGCGAUCCCGAGUUCAAGGAGACCUACCGCGCUUAUUUGAACACAGCUACCCCAGAUCACCCCAAGAUGAUGGUCUCUCAGGAGAAGAAAAUGCGUAUCGCCAUCAUUCACGUUGGUGCCCCGGCCGGAGGUAUGAACCAGGCCACCCGUGCUGCUGUAGCCUACUGUUUGACACGUGGACACACUGCACUUGCGAUUCACAACGGUUUCCCCGGUCUCAUCCGUCACCACGCCGACAAGCCUAUCAGCUCGGUCCGCGAGGUUCAGUGGCUGGAGUCCGACAGCUGGGUGAACGAGGGUGGUUCCGACAUUGGUACCAACCGUGGUCUGCCCUCCGAGGAUAUGGAAGGCGCCGCAAAGGCCUUCGAGCUCCACAAGUUCGAUGCGCUAUUUGUGGUUGGUGGCUUCGAGGCCUUCACGGCCGUGAGCCAGCUGCGCAAGGCUCGUGCGCAAUACGAUGCCUUCAAGAUCCCCAUUGUCGUGUUGCCCGCCACCAUUUCCAACAACGUCCCCGGUACCGAAUACUCGCUGGGAAGCGACACAUGUCUCAACACACUGAUUGAAUUCUGCGAUGCCAUUCGCCAGUCUGCAUCAUCAUCUCGCCGCCGUGUCUUCGUUAUCGAGACUCAAGGUGGCCAGUCAGGUUACAUUGCCACCACGGCCGGUCUUGCCGUUGGUGCCGUAGCCGUUUACAUCCCCGAGGAGGGUAUCGAUAUCAAGAUGCUCUCCCGCGAUAUUGAUUUCCUGCGCGACAACUUCGUUCGCGACAAGGGUGCUAACCGUGCGGGCAAGAUUAUCCUUCGCAACGAAUGUGCUUCGAAGACCUACAGCACCCAAGUGAUUGCUGACAUGAUCAAGGAGGAAGCCCAUGGACGCUUCGAGUCUCGUGCAGCCGUCCCUGGUCACUUCCAGCAAGGUGGCAAGCCUUCUCCCAUGGAUCGUGUUCGUGCGCUUCGUAUGUCGAUCAAGUGCAUGCAGCAUCUCGAGAGCUAUGCCGGCAAGAGCCGUGAGCAAAUCGCUGCCGAUGACAUGUCGGCUACCGUCAUCGGUGUCAAGGGCUCCCAGGUUCUUUUCUCCCCAAUGGGCGGAGAGACCGGAUUGGAGGCCACUGAGACUGACUGGGAGCGCCGUCGCCCCAAGUCCGAGUUCUGGCUUGAGCUUCAAGAUGUUGUCAAUGUUCUCUCUGGACGUACCGGCAACCGGGCUGUGGACACCUCCGUGAUUUACGACAGUAUGUAA
Penicillium diatomitis is the source of this 2355-nucleotide messenger RNA. Its product is annotated as ATP-dependent 6-phosphofructokinase. Gene Ontology annotation, molecular function: AMP binding; monosaccharide binding; 6-phosphofructokinase activity. Bases 1 to 2355 code for a protein of 784 amino acids. Gene Ontology annotation, cellular component: mitochondrion; 6-phosphofructokinase complex; cytoplasm. The transcript has 3 exons. Gene Ontology annotation, biological process: fructose 6-phosphate metabolic process; canonical glycolysis; fructose 1,6-bisphosphate metabolic process. The record is from RefSeq and is a predicted model, not a curated record. Lineage: Eukaryota; Fungi; Ascomycota; Eurotiomycetes; Eurotiales; Aspergillaceae.